AUGACCUUUUUGAGUAGAACAUUAUGGCUUCUCAUUAUGAUGUUAUCAUCAUUACUUACUACAAUCGCUAUAAAAUACUACGAGGAUUUACCUGACCUUCGUUUGGAAGGUACAAGCACAUAUGAUAGUGGAACAAUUAUAUUACUUUUCACUCAAGGAAAUGACGAAAUAAGGGACAACACAAAAAUUCAUUUACGUAUCAUCCUUAAUAAUGAUACGGUUCUUCCGCCAAUUAAAAUUGAUUGCAGUUCGCUUCCUAAUCUUAUUCCUAAAUGUAGAAAAAGUAAAGACGCAAGUGGAUCAUGUUCUUUAAGUCCAACAGCAUUAAUAGACGGAUAUGUUCUUAUAGAGUCAGUUGAUGAGUCAAAUCGUAAAAGACAGAUGAUUGUAUCAUGGGACGAAAAAAUACAUAGAGUACUUGAAAUGGAUGAUUAUCAAACAACUGUCGCACUUAAUUCAGAACGAACUUUUUUUAUAACAGAAUUAAAAGAUAGUAAAACACUAAUAUGGAGCAAAUUUAUCGUCCAAGAUGAUACAUCACUAAUAAAUGUCGAUGGAUCAUACAAUGUACUUAAAAAUAAUACUAUUAUAAAAACUCAUACCGUUUUUUCUCUAGUUGAAGGAGGAUACGCUACUACAAUCUUAACAAGAACUAAAUUAAAUGAUACUAAUAUAAUUAAUAUACUUGAUGAAGUUUACGUUAUAUAUUUUAAAGAUGAUGCUCCAAAAGAGUUUCUACUUCAUUCUUUAACUUCAUAUGAAGGUGAAUUAAAAGUUUUUGGAGGAGUUUACGCAAAUUCUUUUGAUGGAUCAGGACAUACAUACGAUUUCAUACAUAAUAGCACUGAUCUACGGAUUCAUUUUUUGUCAAACGGGGCAGUAACUGCUAUUGAUCAUAAUUUUCAUUUUGAUCUUUCAAACUUUGCUAUUCCUAUACCAUUAUUUUAUGGUGGUUAUAUAAAACAAUAUUUAUUUAAUAAUUCAGUAGUUGUUUAUGAUGAUUAUGAUAGAAGUAGAAAAAUGUUUGAUUUAACUUCACUUAAUGGAAUUAUGCAGAAAAAAUUAUUAUUAUGGUCUGUAAAUUUUAAUAAUGAUCAGUCAUGGGAAAUAAGUUAUCAUUCAUUGGAUUUAACCGACCCUGCAGAUUCACGUUUCAUUUUUCAAAAUCCCAGCAUUGAAGGGACUUAUCCAAUAAUUAACGAAACCAUUCAAGUUCCAAGUGCAACUGCAACCGAAAGGCAACUUGACUUUAUUGUAAACUUUAAUAAACCCAUUAUGCUAUCCAAUGGAAAUAUAAAUAUAUAUCAGUAUUUAAAUAAUGAUGAUUUAAUUUUAAGACAAAUAAUUCCUGGACAAUCCGAAUUUUGUCAAUUAAUCAAUAAAACAGCAAUAUCAAUAAAAGUAUUUGUUAGUACAUUACAUCAAAUUAAUGUCAAAUAUGGAGUUAAAGUGGAUAAUAAUGCUAUUAAAAUUCUAUCUAAUGGAGAACCUUUAUUAGGAAUUUCAGAAAGAAUUUGGACUUUUUAUUCAUCUUUGGAAACUCCAGAAAAAUCAGCAGAUCAAGUUACAAUUACCGCUCGCUUAAUACUUGACGAUGAAAAUUAUAAAAAAAUUAGUUCAAAAAAUAGUCGUUCAAUUAUUCUUCAAACACUCAAAGAUGAAUUGGUUCAAGCGAUACCAAUUGAUCCAGAAAGAUUAAAACUCGAUGAAAAAGUUCAAAAUGAAAACACAAAUAAACAAGUAUUAAUUUCUGCUACUAUUAUGCCACCCUCUGAAUAUAAUGGUAAUGAAAGAAAUACAAAUUCUAUAUUAAAAGAUUUAGAUGAAUUAAUUAAACAAAAGAAAUAUAAUCUUAUUUCAAAUGGUAAAAUUACAAGAUUUUUGGAUGAAUACUAUGGAGCUCAAACAUUACCCGAUUUUUGGACGAGGUAUGAAUAUCAAUUGAUCGUUUUGGCACUUGUAAUCAUAAUUGUGGGUUGUGCAAUAUUUUAUGCGAAUUAUAGAUGUUCCGAGGGAAAUAAUUUAUCAAUAAUAAAAAUCGUAGUGAUUAUAUUCGAUUUAGUCUUAGAUAUUUUGUUUGUCACUACGAGUGCAAAGGAUGCACUUCAUUUAUUUGUUUUCAGUCUUUUAUCGGUUGUAAUUCCAAUCGUAUUUAAUAUGACGAUAACUAUAUAUUCAUUAAUUCAAGAAAUUAUUUAUAAUGAGAAUUUUAAUAAUUGGUGUAAAAAAAACAGUUUAAUUAUUUCAAUAUUUACGAUAUUAUCAAGUGCAGAUGUUGAAGCACUUCACGUUCUUUCAUCAAAAAUUGCUGGAUUCAACGUUUUUUCUGCACCUCCACUAUCAAAUAAAAUAUCAAAACUAAUAUUUUGGACCGGUUGUAUUAAUAUAUUAUUGGAAGAUAUCCCACAAUUUAUUAUUCAGGUAUGA
Molecule: messenger RNA, 2427 nt
Organism: Rhizophagus irregularis DAOM 181602=DAOM 197198
Lineage: Eukaryota; Fungi; Glomeromycota; Glomeromycetes; Glomerales; Glomeraceae
Source: RefSeq, a predicted model, not a curated record